This is a messenger RNA of Nothobranchius furzeri (turquoise killifish), 1268 nucleotides long. RefSeq names its product interleukin 1, beta. Gene Ontology annotation, molecular function: cytokine activity. Gene Ontology annotation, biological process: inflammatory response; immune response; regulation of non-canonical NF-kappaB signal transduction. The record is from RefSeq and is a predicted model, not a curated record. Lineage: Eukaryota; Metazoa; Chordata; Actinopteri; Cyprinodontiformes; Nothobranchiidae.
UAGAAAACUAUGUAAAUAACGCCAGCGCUGAGCCACUGCAUUUGCACGCUACGGUGUGACGUUACAUGCCUGAACUGGUUUUAUUUCCUGAGUCAGUUACACAACCACCCGGCGAGCGUGCAAGUACAAGGUUUCAUCAUCGCAGGUUGUCCCACUUCCUGUCUGAGGACCAUAAAAGCCCUGCCGGGCGGCUCCGGCAGCCAGAACACCUGAGCAGCUGAUCACCAAACACACAGACUAGAACAGCUCCCCGUCUCUUCAGCAGAUCUGUAGAAAAAAUGGCAGCAGAGAUUUGCAACAUGAGCAGCAUUUGGUCCAAGAAGAUGCCCCAAGGUCUGGGCCUGGAGAUCUCCCAUCAGCCACAUUCGAUGAGGCACGUCGCCAACCUGAUCAUCGCCAUCGAGAGGCUGAAGGCUGGAACCUCGGAAGACGUGCUGAGCACCGACUUCAGGGAUGAGAACCUGCUCAGCGUGGUGUUGGAGAGCAUCGUAGAAGAGAAAAACAUUUUUGAGAGGAGGUCAGCUCCACCUCAGUUCAGCUACACGGGUCAGGGCGUCUGUUCUGUGUCCGACAGCAAGAAACGAAGCUUGGUUCUGGUGGAGAACAGCAUGGAGCUCCAUGCAGUGCUACUGCAGGGCGGCAACGACUCCCGCAAAGUUUUCCUGAACAUGUCCACCUACGUGCUCACCAGCAGCUCCGACGCCAAGCCUGUCGCUCUGGGCAUCAAAGACACAAAUCUAUACCUGUCCUGCCACAAAAAAGGAGACAAGCCAACGCUGCAUCUGGAGGCAGUGGAGGACAAAAGAACCCUCUCACCGAUCGGCGCUGAGAGUGAGAUGAAGCGGUUCCUCUUCUACAAACAGGACACGGGCCUGAACGUCAGCACACUCAUGUCUGCCUCCUUCCCCAACUGGUACAUCAGCACGUCCACCCAGGACAACGAACCGGUGGACAUGUGCCAGGAGGGCGCCGCUCGCUACCGGACCUUCACCAUCCAGCGGCAGAUUUAAAACCAGGCGGAGGAGUCGGUGGGUCUGAGGAAAGCACUACCGCCGUCUGCUGGGAAGACGUGUGCAUGAUUUACAUGCUGUAUGUACCAAGUACAGAGAUUCAGGUGUGUUGUUAAAUCCAACCCCAAGCUGGCACCUGAGUGUGUGGGGAUCCUUCUCUAUUGUUUCAAAUAUUUAUUUCUCUAUUUAUGAACGGUGUGUUUUUUAAAUCUGCCUUUUCAAAAUGUAUUUAAUUAAUGAAAUAAAUCCUGAUAGAAA